Messenger RNA from Cryphonectria parasitica EP155, 1542 nucleotides. Its product is annotated as glutamine synthetase. Gene Ontology annotation, molecular function: glutamine synthetase activity. Bases 145 to 1239 code for a protein of 364 amino acids. NCBI's taxonomy places the organism in Eukaryota, Fungi, Ascomycota, Sordariomycetes, Diaporthales, Cryphonectriaceae. The record is from RefSeq and is a predicted model, not a curated record. The transcript is spliced from 7 exons. Gene Ontology annotation, cellular component: cytoplasm.
CAAAAAGAACCAACCCUUUAGCUCGCUCGUCGACGACGACUGCUUCACGUCCAACCUUUCUAUACCUUCCCUCCAGCGACCUCUUCGCUCCAAUCUUUCUGCUCCUGUUCCUCCUGACGAGACUCGUCAGAUCUCUCAUACAAGAUGGCUUAUAACGAUGCUUUCGGGACCUCCUCGGCCCAGAACCUGGCCCCCUUCCUGGCCCUCAGCCAGAAGGGAAAGAUCAUGGCCGAGUACAUCUGGAUCGACAGUGAGGGCGGUGUUCGAUCAAAGUCGCGGACCCUGGACGCCAAGUCUGGCGGUUACACACCCGCUGACCUCCCAACAUGGAACUUCGAUGGCUCCUCCACCGGCCAGGCCCCUGGCGACAACAGCGACGUCUACCUGAAGCCCGUCGCUGUCUACCCUGACCCCUUCCGCACUCAGGGCGGCGACAACAUUCUCGUCCUCACCGAGUGCUGGAUGUCCGAUGGCACACCUAACAAGUUCAACCACCGCCACGAGUGUGCUAAGCUGAUGGAGAAGCACGGCGCCCACAAGCCCUGGUUUGGCCUCGAGCAGGAGUACACCCUGCUCGACCUCAACGACCGCCCCUUCGGCUGGCCCGCCCACGGUUUCCCCGCCCCCCAGGGCCCUUACUACUGCGGUGUCGGCGCCGGCAAGGUCGUCCAACGUGACGUCGUCGAGGCCCACUACAAGGCCUGCCUGUACGCCGGCGUGAACAUCUCCGGCACCAACGCCGAGGUCAUGCCCGCCCAGUGGGAGUUCCAGGUCGGCCCUUGUGAAGGUAUCGACAUGGGCGACCAGCUCUGGCUUGCCCGUUUCCUGCUCCACCGCAUCGCCGAGGUCUUUGGUGCUCGCGUUUCCUUCGCGCCCAAGCCAAUCCCCGGUGACUGGAACGGUGCCGGUCUGCACAGCAACUUCUCCACUGAGGAGAUGCGUAAGGAGGGUGGCAUGAAGCACAUCGAGGCUGCCAUCAAGAAGCUCGAGGGCCGCCACAAGGAGCACAUCCUCGUCUACGGAGAGGGCAACGAGCUCCGUCUUACCGGCAGGCACGAGACCGGCGCCAUCGACCAGUUCACAUAUGGCGUCGCCAACCGUGGCUCCUCUAUCCGUAUUCCCCGCGAGUGCGCCGCCAAGGGCUACGGCUACUUCGAGGAUCGCCGCCCUGCCUCCAACGCUGACCCUUACCAGAUCAGCGGUAUCAUUAUGGAGACCAUUUUCGGCGCUGUCGAGUAGAAAGUAUACCUUUCUUGGGUCAUUGUUUCCUGUUGUAUAAGGGGGAAGAUUGUGUUGAGCAGAGGGACCUUACUGCAUACGGGUGGGUGAAACGAGAGUGCGAGAUGAGUCAUUCGAGCGAGAUCCAUGGUACUGGUUCCUUUUUUUCUUUUUUCAAUAAACCUGUUGCUUCUGGUCUAAGAGUGUAGCUAUACAAGAGCAGUACGCGGGGCAGAUAUCCGUAAGGAUUCGAGUUCGUGAGACUCGUAGAUAACCUGCAUAUGGAGAGAUUGGAGGUUAGAAUGAUGAAUCUUGUGGUGUGCG